UCUUACCAUGCUAUAAUGGCGGUGAUCUGUAUUAGAAUUUUACCGCGUUACGUUUUGAAACCAUUGAUUAAAACAUUAGUCACUAACCUAUAACACGCGUGGAUACCGCAGAAAGUUUCGAUUCAGUUGGUCUUGUGAAACGGCUCGGUUAAGUGAACGGAACCGGUUCAGUAACGAUUCAUUUACGAGUCGGCGCGGAAAACAAAACUUGCAGCGGUUUGUUGUUACUGAGCGCAGCAACUGCUGAGCUCACUGUGUCUCCUCCUGGGUCGAUUUGCACAAUUUGGUUUUUGGAUUUAAUCGAAAUAUAUGUUCAGUACACCCUCAGAUAAAUAACUAGUUUGUUUUGAACUGUCAAACCGUGAAAUUUAUCCUUUUAGCCGUGUAAACACCUGUUACUAACCGGCGAGAGAGAGAGAGAGGGAGUUAACCUACCUGGCUAACGCUAACUGUUUACCUAUCAAGUAACAAUUGCGGCUCAUAGCAACGCUAAGCGAUAUAAAUACGGCUACUUCUCAGACUUAUUCGUUAAUUUUUGCGCUGCUUUGCUUUUUAAUGUUGAAUAUUUGGUCAAAUUAACCUCUUGGUUUUCGAGUAUUUUUAUCUUUUCACUCUUAAGAGAACAAAAAAGAGAAAUGAGCUGCGCUUUGGAUGAUCCUACACUGGAAAGGCACUUCAAGGGCCACAGAGACACUAUAACCAGUGUUGACUUCAACUGUAACAUGAAGCAAAUAGCCACUGGCUCCAUGGACUCCUGCGUAAUGAUCUGGAAUCUGAAGCCGCAAAUGAGGGCCUACAGAUUUGUGGGACAUAAGGACGCGGUGACGUCCGUCCAGUUCUCCCCUUCUGGUCAUCUGGUGGCCUCAGCGUCCAGAGACAAGACGGUCCGUCUGUGGGUACCCAGCGUGAAAGGUGAAUCCACAGUGUUCAGAGCUCACACUGGAACUGUCCGCAGCGUCAACUUCUCCAGCGACGGACAGUCAUUAGUGACCGCCUCCGAUGAUAAAACCAUCAAAGUGUGGACUGUCCAUCGACAGAAGUUUCUCUUCUCCCUCAGUCAGCACAUCAACUGGGUCCGAUGUGCAAAGUUUUCGCCAGAUGGCCGAUUAAUUGUAUCUGCAAGUGACGACAGAACGGUGAAGAUCUGGGACAAGAACAGCAGAGAAUGCAUUUACUCAUUCUGUGAACAUGGCGGAUAUGUGAAUUAUGCUGACUUCCACCCCAGUGGUACCUGCAUAGCAGCUGGUAGUACAGACAAUACCGUCAAAGUGUGGGAUAUCCGCACCAACAAACUUCUACAGCAUUACCAAGUGCACAGCGCGGUGGUGAACUCGCUCUCCUUCCAUCCUUCUGGGAACUACCUCAUAACAGCCUCCAACGACUCCACGCUGAAGAUCCUGGACCUGGUGGAGGGCAGGCUUCUCUACACGCUGCACGGCCAUCAGGGUCCUGCAACAUGCGUGGCAUUUUCAAGGACGGGGGAUUACUUUGCUUCUGGCGGGUCUGAUGAACAGGUGAUGGUGUGGCGAACUAACUUUGACAGUGCAGAUUACGGUGAAGUGCUCAGGUCGCAGCGGAAAGCCGCCAGCAUGGAGCCACGCGGUUCCACCUCUCACGUCCCAGCUCAGGUUCCAGAGUCCACAGACCUCUCCCAUGGCAGAUGCUCGGAUAGAGGCCCCAGUACAAGUCAGCAUAGCCACACCUCCCAGGGAUCUACUGCACCGUCCUUCUCGUACCAGGAGCAGCCUCAGCGGGCAGCACCAGACGGCGGAGUCCCUGCUGCACUGGCCAGCACCCUGGAGCACAUAGUGGGUCAGCUUGAUAUACUUACUCAGACGGUGUCUGUGUUGGAGCAGAGGCUGACUCUGACGGAGAACAGGCUGAAGGACUGUAUUGAUAACCAGCGUGAGAUCAGCGUUCGGCUCUGCCACUCAACUGAUCCAGAGAGCACAGCGUCUCACUGAGGGCUUGACCGGCCAGUGCUGCGCUCCUCUUUUCUUUUUCUUUUCUUUUUUGCCCUCCCUCCCUCUCUGUUCCUUCCAGCCUCAUAUUUAUCAUCUGUAUGAACUGACCCGACUCUCCGCUGGAGCUGCAGCUACUUCUCACAUUCACUUCCUCAGACAGGAGCCAGAGCCUUGCCUCAGAUAGCACUACGGAGCCACAGCCAAAUACUCACAAUACUCACAUACUCAGAAGCACUGUUUAUUUGUUAAUAACAGCAAUAUUUCUGCCCCUUAAUGUACAAAAACUGCUGAAAUAUUUUAUCUGAACUCCACUCUGUUUUCAGGGCAGCAGACAAAAAGAAAGGCCGCUCUUUUGGGCUUAGACUACACUCUUAAAAAAGAUGGUUCUUCAAGGGUUCUUUAGUAAAGACAGUGGGUCUGUGUAGCACCACUCAAAUACUCAAAGAACCCUUUGUAUGAUUAAAGGUGGAAAGGGUUCUCCAGAUUGAUAGAGAAUGUUGUAGAUGGUUCUGAAUAAAACCUUUUUGAAAAUGGUUCUUAAUAGCACCAGAAAGGGUUCUGCUAUAGUUACGAUGUCAAGCUUGUAAAAUUAAAGAAAGCCAAAUUUGGCUUCUUAUUUAAAUGUCCUGCUCCGCCUUAAAUGUUGCACUGUUAGAUUCAGGUGCCUAUACAGCUGCUAGAGUGUAACUGCUGCUCUAUUUAAGGUAGAACGGAAAAUUCAGACAAAAAGCU
Molecule: messenger RNA, 2696 nt
Organism: Colossoma macropomum (tambaqui)
Lineage: Eukaryota; Metazoa; Chordata; Actinopteri; Characiformes; Serrasalmidae
Gene: poc1a
Product: POC1 centriolar protein A
Exons: 11
Coding region: 636-1964 (442 amino acids)
Biological process (GO): cilium assembly
Cellular component (GO): ciliary basal body; centriole
Molecular function (GO): protein binding
Source: RefSeq, a predicted model, not a curated record